CCGAGCCCAGAGCUCCGGGCGGUCGCAUUGUUUUCCUCCGCGGAUCCGCGGCGGGAGUGGGGGCUGCGACUCGGACCUAGGGCUCUCGUGACCGACAGUCCCCCGGAGCCCACCUGCAAGCUUCACCCAGUUGGGACGACAGUCAUCUCUCGCCUGGGCGCCCACCACAGACAGAACUCUGCGCGGUGCGGGCUGCUGGCCGCCCGCCGCGAUCUCGAUCCCGCUACCCCGGAUCUCGGAGCAAGUACCGGGGCAGAGCGGCGUGGGGCAGGCGGGAGGAAGCGGCUCCGCAGGUUGGAGGUCUCCUCUCCCCUUCAAUCCCCCUAGGAGUUACCAUCCCAGGGCCAGCAUAUGGGUGAAGGGGCACCCCCUGGGGCCUGAGCUGCCCCACACAGGAUGCUCCGUGUCCCCUACUUCAUGCCCCUGCUGCUGCUCUUGCUGCUGCUCUCACUUCCCUAUCCCGGAGCCACCUUUCCCCAGGACCCCCUCCCUCUGUUGAUCUCUGACCUACAAGGUAUUUCCCCAUUAUCCUGGUUCCGGGGCCUGGAGGAUGAUGCUGUGGCUGCAGAACUUGGGCUAGACUUUCAGAAAUUCCUGACCUUGAACCGGACCUUGCUAGUGGCUGCCCGGGAACACGUUUUCUCCUUCGAUCUUCAAGCCCAAGAAGAAGGGGAGGGGCUGGUGCCCAACAAGUAUCUAACAUGGAAGAGCCAAGAUAUGGAGAACUGUGCUGUCCGGGGAAAGCUGACGGACGAGUGCUACAACUACAUUCGUGUUCUCGUUCCCUGGGACUCCCAGACGCUGCUUGCCUGUGGAACGAACUCAUUCAGCCCUGUGUGCCGCAGCUAUGGGAUAACUUCACUGCAGCAGGAGGGUGAGGAGCUGAGCGGGCAGGCUCGGUGCCCCUUUGAUGCUACCCAGUCCAACGUGGCCGUCUUUGCAGAGGGCAGCCUGUACUCAGCCACGGCUGCGGAUUUCCAAGCCAGCGAUGCCGUUGUUUACAGAAGCCUUGGGCCUCAGCCCCCGCUCCGCUCCGCCAAGUACGACUCCAAGUGGCUGAGAGAGCCACACUUUGUCCAUGCCUUGGAACAUGGAGACCAUGUCUACUUCUUCUUCCGAGAAGUCUCUGUGGAGGAUGCCCGGCUGGGUAGGGUGCAGUUCUCCCGGGUGGCCCGUGUUUGUAAACGUGACAUGGGUGGCUCACCUCGGGCCUUGGACCGCCACUGGACAUCCUUCCUGAAGCUGCGGCUCAACUGCUCUGUCCCUGGGGACUCUACGUUCUAUUUUGACGUCUUGCAGGCCUUGACUGGGCCUGUGACCCUGCAUGGCCAUUCUGCUCUCUUUGGAGUCUUUACCACCCAGACCAAUAGCAUCCCUGGCUCUGCAGUCUGUGCCUUUUACCUGGAAGACAUUGAACAUGGGUUUGAGGGCAAGUUCAAGGAACAGAGGAGUCUGGAUGGUGCUUGGACCCCCGUGUCUGAGGACCGGGUCCCCUCACCCAGGCCAGGAUCCUGUGCAGGUGUGGGUGGGGCAGCCCUCUUCUCCUCUUCUCGAGACCUUCCUGAUGAUGUCCUGACCUUCAUCAAGGCUCACCCACUGCUAGACCCUGCUGUGCCACCUGCCACCCACCAGCCUCUCCUCACUUUCACUAGCAGGGCUCUACUAACCCAGGUGGCUGUGGAUGGCACAGCUGGUCCCUACAGAAACACUACUGUCCUGUUCCUUGGCUCCAAUGAUGGCAUGGUGCUGAAGGUGCUGCCUCCAGGCGGGCAACCUGGGCGACCCGAACCUAUCCUAUUGGAAGAGAUUGAUGCCUACAGCCCCUCCCGGUGCAGUGGGAAGCGAUCAGCCCAAACAGCAAGACGGAUCAUAGGGCUGGAGCUGGACAUUGAGGGUCACAGACUCUUUGUGGCUUUUUCUGGCUGUAUUGUCUACCUCCCUCUCAGCCACUGUGCCCGGCAUGGGGCCUGUCAGAGGAGCUGUUUGGCUUCUCAGGACCCAUACUGUGGAUGGCAUAGUUCCAGAGGUUGUGUGGACAUCAGGGGAACUGGUGGGACUGAUGUGGAUCAGGUUGGCAACCAGGAAUUCACAGAGCAUGGCGAAUGCCAAGAUGGAGCUACUGGAAGUCAGUCAGGCCCUGGGGAUUCUGCUUAUGUGUUUCUGAGUCCUGGCCCUUCCCCUGAGACCCCCAGUCCCCCCAGUGAUGCCCACCCCGGGCCCCAGUCUUCCACUCUUGGAGCUCACACUCAGGCAGGUGUGCGCCGGGACCUCCUCCCGGCCUCGGCUUCCCGCUCUGUCCCGAUACCACUGCUCUUGGCCAGUGUAGCCGCAGCCUUCGCCCUGGGCGCCUCAGUCUCUGGCCUCCUGGUUUCCUGUGCUUGUCGCCGAGCCCACCGACGUCGGAGCAAAGACAUCGAGACCCCGGGGCUCCCACGACCUCUCUCCCUCCGCAGUCUGGCCCGCCUGCACGGCGGCCCCGAGGCCCCGCCACCCUCCAAGGAUGGGGAGGCCGCACAGACGCCGCAGCUCUACACCACCUUCCUGCCUCCCUCGGAGGGCGGGCCCCCGCCCGAGCUGGCCUGUCUGCCCACGCCGGAGUCCACCCCGGAACUGCCGGUCAAGCGCCUCCACGCCGCAGGAGGGCCCUGGGAAUGGAACCAGAACGGCAAUAACGCCAAGGAGGGCCCGGGCCGGGCGCGGGCGGGCCCGGCGGGCGGGUGCGCGCCGCGCGUGCUGGUGAGGCCGCCGCCGCCGGGCUGUCCUGGGCAGGCGGUGGAGGUGACCACGCUGGAGGAGCUGCUGCGCUACCUGCACGGCCCGCAGCCUCCUGGGCCGGGCGCCCAGCCCUCGGUCCCGGCCUCCGCGGCCUUCACCUCGCGGGCGCCCCCGCCGGAGCCCGGGCCGGGCCUGUUGGCCGACUGCAGUCCCCUCCCGCGCGAGUGCGCGCCGCCGCUGAGGCUGGACGUGCCCCCCGAGGGCAAGUGCACGGCCCCCUGCGCGCGGCCCGCGCUCUCCGCCCCGGCGCCCCGCCUCGGGGUGGCGGGGAGCCGUCGGCCGCCUUCCGCCCACCGUGCGCCCCCAGCCCUGCUCACCCGCGUCCCCUCAGGGGGCCCCGCCAGGUACUCCGGGGGGCCCGGGAGGCACCUCCUCUACCUGGGACGGCCGGAGGGCCACCGAGGCCGCGCUCUGAAGAGGGCGGACGUCGGGGCGCCGCAGUCGACUCUGAGGCCGCCCCUCCUCGGGCCGGCCGCUCGCCUGGCUGUGCCCGACGGCAGCCAUUUUAACUUUUAAAGGAGCUGCUCCACCGCCUCACCGGGGCCCUUGAGGCCCAGGUCCUCGAGGGCGUGGGGGUGGACGCGUCUCCGAGGACAGGUCACCUCCGGCCUUCUGGACUCCGAGUCCCCGGGGUCUGGCCCCGGGCUUAUUUAUUGACUGUCUUUCCCCCAGUCCUCAAGAGGAGUGGGAGGCAGAAGCCGUCCCUCAGCGAGCCACAUUCCGGGACUGGCAGACCUCCAUCCCCUCUCCCUUCCAGCCAAGCUGCCUUAACUCGCCCUCGGGGCUGCUUCCACGGACCGAGCCCCGGGCGGGCGCGCGGACAGACGUGGCUGGGGCCACGCAGCGUCGUGCCGCGUCUCGGGCCUCCCGGGACUGGGACGUGCCUCCUCCUACUGUGUAGGAGCCUCCGCUCCCCAAUACAGCUGUGUCCCUGA
Urocitellus parryii (Arctic ground squirrel) is the source of this 3710-nucleotide messenger RNA. The record is from RefSeq and is a predicted model, not a curated record. Lineage: Eukaryota; Metazoa; Chordata; Mammalia; Rodentia; Sciuridae.